GGCUAUGAGUACUUCUAGUUUCCUCGCACCCGGCGACCGUAUUUUGGCUGUUAAAUCCUCUGUUGAUGGCAUUGGUUGGAACGAUCUCUAUCGUGAAACACUCGAAAGCUUCGUCGAACGUGUACACAUCAUCACAAUGCACGUCUAUUCUUUCUCAAAAUUCAUCUUCCUUCGGGAGUUGCAAGACAUGAAUUUUGACAUACAAGAAUAUAUCAACAAGGAUUUUUUUUUUAAAGAAGUAUGGCUCUCAUUGGUUAUCGUGAAUUAAUCAAUCGGCACUUGGAUGAUUACCUUACAAUCACCAACUACCAGAGGCCCAACUUUGUAUUUGCUCAGCAAUCUGUUAUAAUCGAAGGCACCAAAGUCUACACAGUUUAUGUCAACAACGCUCAUCUUAGGUUUGGCCAGCACCUUCGACGUGCCGUCAACGCACUACUUCGCAUACGGCAACGAACAGCAGAUUUGAGACGAGAUUUGUCUGCACAAGCGCAGACAUUCAAGCAGGCUAUUUCGCAGCAACCUAUAGAUAUGAAACAAGUCCCUCAAGAGCCUAUUUAUAUGGAAGCUCUUAUCACUCUUCGGCCUGUUUUUGAUGCUUAUGAUAGAGAUUACAACUUUGACGAACAGAGACUUUAUUAUAAUGUCAAGCGUAACCCUGUCAACCACUUUAAGGCCUUCUAUCAACUCUCUCGUCUCUUUGUAUUUCUUGGUUUGCCCAUCUUCAAUUGUUUUCCUCUCCGGCGCUCAUGAUCUCCUUGUUACGUUACUAUCGACAGCAAGAUUCUCUGCCAAAGCAUCCUGGGAAUUAAAUGGUCUAAUGCUGUCGAUAAACUGGACUACUGGCAUCGAGUUGUCAAUCUUGAUUCAAAAGCCCUCAAGCCGCAAGAAGGUGUACAACUUAGAUUCCGUGGCACUAUUCAAACUGAUGGCGUUGACGUCAC
This is a messenger RNA of Rhizopus microsporus ATCC 52813, 941 nucleotides long. RefSeq lists its product as uncharacterized. The record is from RefSeq and is a predicted model, not a curated record. NCBI's taxonomy places the organism in Eukaryota, Fungi, Mucoromycota, Mucoromycetes, Mucorales, Rhizopodaceae. The transcript has 2 exons. Bases 241 to 750 code for a protein of 169 amino acids.